CUUGGCUCCAAAGACCGGUAUAAAGUGCCCAUAGCCUCGCAAGCUGCCAAUUUUUUCUUCUACUUUGUUUAAAUUUUCAGCAUCGGUGUCUACAAAUUCAAUUCGAUCCUGUUCAGGGAACAUAGCGUGAAUACCUCUUUUUUUCGUCCAUGGAUUCGUCUUCAUCUUAUACAUCGUCUCUGCACCUAGCCAUGGCGGCAUUAGUUGGGGCCUCACUGAUGGCCAUCUCCGCUUUCUACUGCCACAAGCGCAGCGUCGAUCAAGUCCUCCAGCGUAUCAUCGAGAUCCGCCGCAAGCCCCCUCGCAGUGCUGGUGACCACUGUGUAGAAGACUAUAACGAGGCAGAAGAAGAAGAGGAGAAGGAGGAGGAAGCAGAAGCAGAAGAAGCGCGAGACGAUGACGGCGGUUACGGUUCGGACGGAGAGAUGGAGGUUGAUCGGAAAUUUUGGUCCCGGAGUCUGUCGAGGUCACUGGACGAGAACAUGCUUCGCUGUUAUAGAAUUUCAUCCUCCAUGCCCAAUGUGGCUUCGAGAAAUGAUUGGCUGCAUGAGGACUCCAAGUUUGAUCAGCCACUUCCAGGACUUAGGGCUCGAGGUAUUGCUUCCUCGUUGGACAAACUCGAUUUGAUUUCGACGGGGCUUCCACCUCUUCGAAUGGUUCAAGGAGACGGAGAGGAUCGGUUUGUUAAACAUUCUGGUAUUGAUACAAGGAUAGCAUCUGUUGGUAGGCGAGUAACUCCAAGAUCCCCUGGUGGAAAUGCUUAUGAUAAUUUCGAAGAUUCUGAUGAGGAAGGAACUGAGCUUGCAUAUGAAGACGACAUGCUUUGCAACUCUGGAUAUAUUGAUUCUGGAACUGAACUCACAAAUGCACAAGAUGCAAAUUCAAACAACCCAAACAUGGGCACUGUUCCAAUGAUGGGUGAGGGCGAGAACUGUCUGCAAGAUAGGGUGUGCAGGGUAACUGUAAGUGAAGCAAAAGCUAGUGUAGAUCUGCAUGGCCAUGGAAAGGUGGAUACAGCUUCAGAGUACAGAGUGGGAAAUGAUCGUAAUUUCGCCAACACUAAUUUACCUCUGAGAACAACAGUCCAUGAGUCAAAAAACAAAGUAGAGGAGGAAGAAGUAUGGACAACAAUACGUGAAUGUUUAGAUUUGCGUAAAAGUUAUGUAUAUCUUGAAAUAGUUGAACCAUGGAAAAAGGAAGCUGCAGUGGAAUCUAGUGCAUCAGUGAUGAACAGGGAUCCGUUUCACUUUGAACCUGCUGAAGCAACAGCUCACCAUUUCAAAAUGGAAGAUGGAGUUUUGCAUGUUUAUGCAAAUGAAAAUGAUACUGUGGAUCUCUUCCCCGUUGCUAGUUCAACACAAUUUUUCACUGAUAUGCAUCACAUCCUGAAAGUUAUGUCUCUUGGAAAUGUUAGAUCUGUAUGCCAUCAUAGACUACGAUUUCUUGAGGAGAAAUUCCGACUUCAUCUGUUAGUAAAUGCAGAUAGGGAGUUUCUGGCUCAAAAGAGUGCACCACACCGUGACUUUUACAAUAUCAGAAAAGUUGAUACACAUGUGCAUCAUUCUGCAUGCAUGAACCAGAAGCAUCUCCUUCGCUUCAUCAAGUCAAAACUUAAAGAGGAACCUGAUGAGGUCGUCAUAUUCAGAGAUGGAAAAUAUAUGACCCUUAAAGAAGUUUUUGAGAGUUUGGACUUGACAGGGCAUGAUCUUAAUGUUGAUUUGUUGGAUGUCCAUGCUGAUAAAAGUACCUUCCAUCGAUUUGACAAAUUCAAUCUUAAGUAUAAUCCUUGUGGACAGAGCAGACUCAGAGAGAUAUUCUUAAAACAGGAAAACCUUAUCCAAGGUCGGUUUUUGGCAGAAGUAACGAAGGAAGUUUUAGCAGAUCUUGAAGCAAGCAGAUACCAGAUGGCAGAGUACAGGAUUUCCAUUUAUGGACGGAAACAAAGUGAAUGGGAUCAGCUGGCCAGUUGGUUUGUUAACAAUGAAAUUUAUAGUGAGAAUGCAGUAUGGUUAAUCCAGCUACCACGGCUCUAUAACGUGUACAAGAAAAUGGGAAUUGUUACCUCUUUUCAGAAUAUUUUAGAUAACGUGUUUAUUCCACUAUUUGAAGUCACGGUGGACCCAAGUUCUCAUACUCAAUUACAUUUGUUCCUGAUGCAGGUGGUGGGCUUUGAUAUUGUGGAUGAUGAAAGUAAACCAGAAAGGCGUCCGACUAAGCACAUGCAAACACCAGCUGAAUGGACCAAUGAGUUCAAUCCUGCAUAUUCGUAUUAUGCUUAUUAUUGCUAUGCAAACUUGUAUAUUCUCAACAAGCUUCGUGAAUCAAAAGGAAUGCCAACAAUAAAAUUUCGGCCCCACUGUGGAGAGGCGGGUGAUAUCGACCAUUUGGCUGCCACAUUUCUUCUGUGCCAUAAUAUUUCUCAUGGGAUUCAUCUACGGAAAUCUCCAGUUUUACAGUAUUUGUAUUACCUUGCACAGAUUGGACUGGCUAUGUCACCUUUGAGCAAUAACUCCCUUUUCCUGGAUUAUCAUCGCAAUCCUUUGCCCAUGUUCUUCCAGCGUGGCCUAAAUGUCUCACUCUCAACUGAUGACCCUUUGCAAAUCCAUUUAACAAAAGAACCACUUGUGGAAGAAUAUAGUGUUGCUGCGAAGGUCUGGAAGCUCAGUGCUUGUGACCUCUGUGAGAUAGCUAGAAAUUCUGUCUAUCAAUCUGGGUUUUCACAUGUCACAAAGUUGCACUGGCUUGGUGAUGGAUAUUUAAUGAGAGGCCCUGAAGGAAAUGAUAUUCAUAAAACAAACGUACCCAACAUAAGGAUUGCAUUUCGUCAUGAGACAUGGAAGGAAGAGAUGCAGUGUGUCUAUUCAGGAAAAGCCAGGUUUCCUGAAGAAGUCGAGUGAUGAAGCAAUCGAUGCGGAAUAUGAAACGCUGUAUUAAGUUCGGCUUGAUGCCAAUUUUAUGCAUGGCUUAUGUCUACUAAGUACUAUUGUCACAUUACCCGGGGCCAUCUUCUAGUUCUCUGCUUCAUUCAGUGUUAGAGUUUGUAAAGAGUGGCAGUUUCAAGAGGAAAUAUUGUUUCAGCUUUGAGGGAGGACCCCUUUUUUGUUUAAAAGAAAAUAUUAGUGGUCUCGCCGUGCAAAAACGUGCUUGGCCAAUUUUGUUCUGGUGAAGUGGGUAUUAUGAUUUGAAUUGCAAUCCUUGUUACUUUGUUCUAGGGCAUGAUCUUCAGAAACUGAAUUCCUUUUGGAGCA
Molecule: messenger RNA, 3248 nt
Organism: Juglans regia (Persian walnut)
Lineage: Eukaryota; Viridiplantae; Streptophyta; Magnoliopsida; Fagales; Juglandaceae
Product: AMP deaminase-like
Exons: 19
Coding region: 150-2897 (915 amino acids)
Biological process (GO): IMP salvage; AMP metabolic process
Cellular component (GO): cytosol
Molecular function (GO): AMP deaminase activity
Source: RefSeq, a predicted model, not a curated record